UGCUGGGGGAACUGUGUGAGGCAACGGCUUCUCCCUGCCCCAAGAGCAGCAGGAUAAACGAGCUCUGAGUGGUUCUGGCCCUGAAAGAUGCUGGGGAGAGGAGGGAGGAGAAAUCACUGAGGACCAAACCCACAGGCCCCUCGGCCAGGUCACCAUGGGGGCCCGGGAGGCAGAUACCCUGGUGCAGGAGUUACAGCAGUUGGGAGCCAAGCUUGAGUGCUCUGUAAGAACAAGCAUUCUUACUACUGAGCCAUCUCUCCAGACCUAUUUUCUCCAGCCCCGUGUUAUGUUCAUGUUUGCCAACCGUCUCUUGCAUGGUGUUUAAUCUGUUAUUGAAUGCUCGAGUGAAUUCUUGCAUUGAGAGGCCGCGGCGUGUGGCUGACCUGGACAACUAGCUUGUGUACCAGCAUGUUGUGGAGGCCCGCAGUGAUGACAUCAUCCUAGUGACGCAGCCUCUGGAAAACACCCCAUCGGAGUGAGGGAUAUCCCAUUUUUCUCUCGGACUGCUUUUGAGCAUUUUCUCUUUUUGAUAUUUAAAGUUUUAGGUAUCCUGAACCUUUCAGCAUGGCGUUUUUAGGUAUCACUUGUUAUUUACGGUGCUCACCGUGGGUUGGUAGACUUUAUCACAGUUCUCUGGUUUUCAGUUCUGAGAAAUUUUCACCCCUUUACUCUGCACCUGUCGCCUCUGCCCUUUAACUCUCUCCAGUCUUCUGGAAUUCCAAUUUGAUCUUUAAUAAUUGCAUCAUUCCAUCCCCUUGCCUCUCUGAACUGUAUUUUGGAUAAUUUAGAGCUGUCUUCAAGUAUCAGCAUGAUCAACUCAGCCUUUCCCACUUUCUUUUGAGAAUAUUUUUAGUUGGGAAAAUGUGACACCAUUCAGAAAAGUAUGAGGUAAUAAACGCCAACUUGGCAUUUUUUUGUUUUAAAGAUUUUUUAAAAGUUUUAUGUGUAUGAGUGUUUGUACCACAUGUAUGAAGGAACCCAUGGAGGCCAAAAGAGGUGCUGAAGUCCCUGGAACUGGAGUUACAGAAGAUUGUGAGCCAGGUCUUCCAGGCUGCUCUUGGUGUUAGGAGCCAAACCCAGGUCCUCUGCAAGGAUCUUUUCAUCCCUUCUGUGCGGAAAGAGGAAUCACCUGACUAGGCCACAAGAUCUUGGAAAAAGGAGGAGGGACCCAGGGCCAAGUAGGACCAGGAAGAGCUACGUUGGAGAAGGCUCAGACUUGUUACAAGGUCAUCUUGCUUACGACGGGAGGAAAACAAGGGUGGAGGAGAUGGCUGUCAAUAGAAGAUGCUGACAAAAUGAUGCCUGACACAUGCCCAUGCUGGGACAGGACAGGCAUUAGAAGGGUCUGUAGGGCUGUGUGUGCUGAUGUAGACAGGGCUGCCUAUGUCCCCUCCUUCCCAGGCUGGCACCCCCACUGCAGACUUCCUGACCACAGGUGCUGGCCUCGUGCCCCAGGGCGCCUGUCUGCUGAUGUGCCCAGCGCCUGCCCACCAUGCCGCCCUACAUCUCAGCCUUCCAGGCUGCCUACAUUGGCAUCGAGGUGCUCAUUGCCUUGGUCUCUGUGCCUGGAAACGUGCUGGUGAUUUGGGCUGUGAAGGUGAACCAGGCACUUCGCGAUGCCACCUUCUAUUUCAUCGUGUCGCUGGCGGUAGCUGAUGUGGCCGUUGGCGCUCUGGUUAUCCCGCUGGCCAUCCUUAUCAACAUUGGGCCACAGACCUACUUCCACACCUGCCUCAUGGUGGCCUGCCCUGUCCUCAUCCUCACCCAGAGCUCCAUCCUGGCUCUGCUGGCUAUUGCUGUGGAUCGUUACCUCCGAGUCAAGAUCCCUCUCCGGUACAAGACAGUGGUGACCCAGCGGCGGGCAGCAGUGGCCAUUGCAGGCUGCUGGAUUCUCUCCCUUGUGGUAGGCCUGACACCCAUGUUCGGCUGGAACAAUCUGAGUGAGGUGGAGCAAGCCUGGGCAGCUAACGGGAGUGUUGGGGAGCCCGUGAUCAAGUGUGAGUUCGAGAAGGUUAUCAGCAUGGAGUACAUGGUCUACUUCAACUUCUUCGUCUGGGUGCUGCCGCCGCUGCUCCUCAUGGUCCUCAUCUACCUGGAGGUCUUCUACCUGAUCCGCAAGCAGCUCAACAAAAAAGUCUCCGCCUCCUCUGGUGACCCACAGAAGUACUAUGGGAAGGAGCUGAAGAUCGCCAAGUCCUUGGCGCUCAUCCUCUUCCUCUUUGCCCUCAGCUGGCUGCCACUGCACAUCCUGAACUGUAUCACUCUCUUCUGCCCCACCUGCCAGAAGCCCAGCAUCCUCAUCUACAUCGCCAUCUUCCUCACGCAUGGCAACUCGGCCAUGAACCCCAUCGUCUAUGCCUUCCGCAUCCACAAGUUUCGGGUCACCUUUCUGAAGAUUUGGAAUGACCAUUUCCGAUGCCAGCCCAAGCCUCCCAUUGACGAUGACCUCCCAGAGGAGAAGGCUGAUGACUAGCCUCCACCUCGCUCCCUCCAGCCCACAAUCAGUGUCCUAACUGUCCCAUUGCUCCUCCUCAGCUGCCCCAGCUAGGGUGUGAGCUGUAGGCACCAGGGAGGCUCUGAAGAGAUGCCACAGAGCAGGGCCCCUUCCACGAGGAUCCAGCUGCCCUGUACCUUGGGGAGCUGGAAGAGGCUUUGGAGGUGGGUCAGGUUAUGGCAGGGAACUGGGUGCCCUGAGAUACUGAGUGCCCAUACCUGGCUGUUCUACAAGGCGUUCAGAGAUCUAGGGCUAAAAUAUUCUGGCUCCUACAGUCAAACAGGGGGGCCUGCUAUUAAGACCAACUUCAAGGUGAGGAUAAGACUCCCUCAGAGGAUGGAUAGAGAGAAGUGGGUAUGUCCUGGUUUUGCUUUCUCUCCUGUUCUGUAGGAAAAGAUAGCAAAGUGCAGGAAAAGAGACUUUAUCCCCACCUCCAAGGAUUUUGUGUUUCUGGUCAUACAGGUCCUUCAAUGCCUGUAGUCCUUACCCCGACAAGCCUGUGGUUAUACGUAGACGAGGCAGAAAGAAUGGGACUAGGGACCGACUCUCGGAUUUUGUUUAUUCACAGUCCUGGAAUUCCAGUGGGCCUCUAAGCACUGGGACAUAAGCAUGGUCCAGUAGGUGCUGGCCUCAAGUAGCCAGCAGAGGGCAGCACUGAGCACUUUUGCCCAGAACUUCUGGGUGUCCCCAGUGUAACUUUCUGUCUUCUGGGCCACCAAGCGUCACCAACUCUCAGAGGCAGGCCUGGACUCUCCUGGAUGACACUGUCUCUGCUUCUGGGCCCCAGGAGAAGAAAGCCCCAGAAAGUACAACCCUUGGGAACAUUCUGUCUGAGUGGGGAGGAAGAUGAGGGAAGCCUCCAAGAGGCUCCCAGGUGACAUGGGCACUCCUGGUGUGGGGUAUAGCAGGCCAGAGCAGACCAGAGACCAUGCUCUUGAGAGUGUGAAGGAUUGCCUUGCUGGCAUUCAAAUAUCCAAAAUGCUCCUGGGGGGGUUAAGUUCAGUCUUUAGGGGUUUCAGAAGCUGUGUUACGAGUAUAGUGCAGGCCUUUGUGGGUCUCAGGACCAAUCCAUACCCUGCUGAACCUGGCUUUCUUCCUUGUGUGGACAGCAGGCAGGGAAGGGUGACAGGUUCUGAGUGUGAAUAUUGACUCCAAGUCUUGAUUCAAGGCUCUUCCUUCAGUGGGAGGUGAGGCGUCCCUGGCGCCCAAGGAGGUCCCUAUGUCUAAUAAAAGACUGUGAACCCUU
Molecule: messenger RNA, 3740 nt
Organism: Arvicola amphibius (Eurasian water vole)
Lineage: Eukaryota; Metazoa; Chordata; Mammalia; Rodentia; Cricetidae
Gene: Adora1
Product: adenosine A1 receptor
Exons: 7
Coding region: 1493-2473 (326 amino acids)
Biological process (GO): G protein-coupled adenosine receptor signaling pathway
Cellular component (GO): dendrite; membrane; synapse
Molecular function (GO): G protein-coupled adenosine receptor activity
Source: RefSeq, a predicted model, not a curated record